Messenger RNA from Sinocyclocheilus grahami, 756 nucleotides. RefSeq lists its product as uncharacterized. Lineage: Eukaryota; Metazoa; Chordata; Actinopteri; Cypriniformes; Cyprinidae. Gene Ontology annotation, molecular function: DNA binding. Gene Ontology annotation, biological process: double-strand break repair via homologous recombination; response to ionizing radiation; mitotic G2/M transition checkpoint. The transcript has a single exon. The record is from RefSeq and is a predicted model, not a curated record. The annotation marks the transcript as partial. Gene Ontology annotation, cellular component: SOSS complex.
GUCAGCAUCAAUGCAAAGAUCAUCCAGGAGGUGCACGGGGGAAACAGUGUUGUAUGGGAUGGACGGUAUCUUCCAAGAACCAAAUAUACUGUAGCAGAUGCUACAGGCUGCAUGAGUCUGACGGUCUGGUGUGAGCACAGCAUUACUGUCGGUGAAUGGUACAACGUCACAAAUGUCUCUGUGAGUGAGUUCAGAGGAAAAACAUCCCUAUCAACUACCAAAGACACACAGAUCCUCAGCAUCCCAUCUCAAGGUACAGCAGCUGCUGUUCAAGUGCCAACUGAAACAAUUAAAUGUGACAUCAUUGGUGCAAACAUUCAAAAUCUCUUCAUUUGUCCUUGUAAACAUAUACUGAAGAACGUGACACUGUCAAGCCCAACUGAAUAUUGUGUCUCAUGCAACACACAUUAUAAAAGCACUGCCAUCAUAAUGAAGUUUAGUGGUCACCUGGAUCUUAAACCAGAAACAGGAAAUGUUGUGAAGCCGAAGCUUGAAGACGAGGUCAUAAGGUCAGUGCUCACAGUCAAUCCCAGUGCAUCACGACAGGACAUUAUUAAGAGCUUCAUUGCUUUGCCACACAUGCAGAUUACAAUUCGGGGGAACGUCGUUGUGAAGAUGGAAGAAGUUCCUCAGAAGGCUGAAGAUGAGCUUCCUAUUAAAGUGGAACCUGUGGAAGAAGCUACAGUGUUUUAUUCACCCCCAGAUCAUGGCUUUCUAUGCAGUUCACAACUCAGAAAAAGAAAAUCGACUGACUGA